CCGCCCAAGUUGUGCCGCUGGUGCGGAGCGCGGGGGCAGCGGUGCCUCCGCCGCAGCACCGCCUUCCUCCGCUUUAUGCCUUUUUUUUUAUCCCCCCCCCCCCAUCCUCCCCGGUCGCCUGAAAUCCCCGUGAAAGCCACCGAAGGGUUCUGGCAGGAAGGGGCCAGCACAUCUCCAUGGGAUGAUGCCCGCUCUCCACCGGUGGAAUACCGCCGGGAAUGAAGUACACGCUCGACAUUUGCUGCAUCUGCCGGAGCGUCAGGGUUCGGUGGCUGCCUCCCCUUCAACCAGCUGUUCCGGUUAAUCACUGCGCUUCCAACUUUUGCUUUGCAAUGCCUGAUGGCCAGUGGAGUCGAGAGAACUAGCACGGCAUUUUUAGGACCCUAUAAAAAAACCCUCAAACCCCAUACCCUUCAUUUUCCUAUUUCUGCACAGGACUGGCGAGUCACACGUUAAACAUCCGUGUAAAGACGUUUCUGUCUAAAGGAUUGCCACAUUUUUGAGUCCUCGCAAACUGGAGUGCCCAGGACGAUUUCUGCCUGGUCUUGCUGCCGUGGAGUGAGGGAGCAGCGUGUGCGCUGCAGCCGCACUCGGCAGCGGGAGGCAGCCCGAGUGAGCCCGGGCUGGCUGGGAAAGGAUUCCAGCGCAGGCAGGGAGAGAGAACGGAGCGGCUGUUACAAUUAGUUGAAUGAUUUGACAGAUAACAGCAGACAUGCUUUGUGGACUGAAAAAGGAUUUGCAGUCAGACUUUGACGAUGGCCCUUACUCGAAGGGGAGCAAGGACUCUGGUGGGAUGGACGCAGCCCUGGUCUCCAGGAGGCAAAGCAUCCCAGAGGAGUUCAGAGGGGUCACCAUCGUGGAGCUGAUUAAGAAGGAAGGAAGCACCCUUGGGUUAACCAUUUCAGGUGGUACAGACAAAGAUGGAAAGCCAAGAGUCUCCAAUCUGAGGCCAGGAGGACUGGCUGCAAGAAGCGACCAGCUGAACGUCGGGGAUUACAUCAAGUCAGUGAAUGGCAUUAACCUGACCAAGCUGCGGCAUGAUGAGAUCAUAAGCCUGCUGAAAAACGUGGGCGAAAGGGUAGUGCUGGAAGUAGAGUAUGAGCUUCCGCCAGCCGUGCCAGAAAGCAGUGCUGGCAUUAUUCCCAAGACCAUAGAAGUUUCCCUCUACAAGGAAGGCAACAGCUUUGGUUUUGUGCUGAGAGGGGGAGCUCAUGAAGACUGGCACAAGUCCAGACCGCUGGUGCUCACCUACGUGAGGCCGGGUGGCCCAGCAGACAGGGAAGGGUCCCUGAAAAUUGGGGACAGGCUGCUGAGCGUUGAUGGGAUCCCUCUGCACAGCAUGACCCACGCUGACGCCCUCAACAUCCUGCGGCAGUGCAGCCAGGAGGCACUCUUCCAGAUCGAGUAUGAUGUGACCAUCAUGGAUACUGUAGCAAAUGCUUCUGGUCCUUUACUAGUUGAGAUAGCAAAGACUCCAGGGUCUACACUGGGAAUCACACUGACGACAGCCAUGCACCGGAACAAGCAGGUGAUUGUCAUCGACAAGAUCAAGCCGGCCAGCGUGGUGGACAGAUGUGGUGCGUUGCACGUUGGUGACCACAUUCUUUCCAUCGACGGCACGAGCACAGAGCACUGCUCCUUGUUAGAGGCAACUCAGCUUUUAGCUGCCACUUCAGAAAAUGUCAAGCUGGAGAUAUUACCUGUUCACCAAAGCAGGCUGCCUUUGAAGCCUCCAGAAACAGUCAAGGUGCAGAAGAGUGACCACCACCACUGCUGGGACCCCUGUGUCAACUACUGUCACACUCACCACCCUGGACACUGCAAGACACCCACUUGGAACCAGACAUCUGGACAGGAUUACUGCAAAUCUCUGGUGGCUGCCAACUUCUCGUCUCCCACCAUGAAUGCGCAGGGCUUCCCUUGCCAGAACUCGAACACGCUACCUCGCAGCUCCCACCCCAUGAGCCCCCGCACCACCAUGCUGAGGAGGAGGCAAAAGAAGAAGGAGCACAAGAGCUCGUUGUCACUGGCCUCCAGCACAGUGGGUCCUGGCGGGCAGAUAGUCCACACAGAGACAACAGAGGUGGUGCUCAGGGGAGACCCUUUGAAUGGCUUCGGACUUCAGCUCCAGGGAGGCAUCUUUGCUACUGAAACUCUGUCUUCCCCACCUCUCGUCCGCUUUAUUGAGCCUGACAGCCCGGCAGAGAGGUGUGGGCUGCUACAGGUAGGAGACAGAGUCCUUUCUAUCAACGGCAUCGCGACUGAGGACGGGACCAUGGAGGAGGCCAACCAGCUCCUGCGCGACGCCGCGCUCACGAACAAAGUGGUGCUCGAGAUCGAGUUCGACGUCGCAGAGUCUGUCAUACCCAGCAGCGGUACUUUCCACGUUAAAUUGCCCAAGAAAAGAGGUGUAGAGCUUGGAAUUACAAUCAGCUCUGCAAGCAGAAAGCCUGGGGAUCCUCUGAUCAUCUCUGACAUCAAGAAGGGGAGCGUCGCACACAGAACUGGCACCUUGGAGCCGGGAGACAAGCUGUUAGCCAUUGAUAACAUCCGACUCGACAAUUGCUCAAUGGAGGAUGCUGUGCAGAUUUUAAGGCAGUGUGAAGACCUGGUCAAAUUGAAGAUUAGGAAGGAUGAAGAUAACUCUGAUGAGCAGGAGACAACUGGUGCCAUUAUCUACACAGUGGAGCUGAAGCGGUACGGUGGCCCCUUGGGAAUAACCAUCUCUGGGACAGAGGAACCUUUUGAUCCCAUUGUCAUUUCGGGCUUGACUAAACGAGGUCUGGCAGAGAGGACUGGAGCCAUCCACAUCGGCGACCGGAUAUUAGCGAUCAAUAACGUGAGCCUCAAGGGCAAACCGCUGAGCGAGGCCAUUCACCUGCUGCAGAUGGCGGGAGAGACGGUCACCCUGAAGAUCAAGAAGCAGACAGAGAAAUCCUAUCCCAAGAAAUCGGGGAGUAUAAAUGAAGUGAGUGACCCAGAAGAUGAACUGACAGACUCCCAGAAAACUAGCAAGCUGUCUGAGAUAUACUCCACCGCAAUUCCUAGUGUGGACAAUACUAUGGAGUCCUGGGAUGGCUCUGCCAUUGAUGCUGGGUAUGGAAGCCAAGGUACCUACAUACCUCAGGCUGCGGGCAUAGCCCUCCAUCCACACGAAUGGAGACACAGCAGGCAAAAGAGCAGCACCCCUCCAGGGGACCCCAGAAAAAACUACCCCUACAUGGAUGGAAGCUUCAAUGAAGAUGACUGGGACAAGCCCAGCAGAUACCCCAACCGCCAAAAUGGCCUUGAGACCACUCACGAGGAUAAUUUUUGGCGUGUUUUUGGAGAAGCUUUGGAGGAUUUGGAAACAUGCGGCCAGUCUGAACUUUUGAGGGAGAUUGAGGCAUCCAUCAUGACAGGGAGUGUGCACAACCUGGGCUUGGAGGGCAGCAAGCUGCUCCUGGACUCUGUCAACCCAUCAGGAAUGAGCCCAUUGAGGAAAGCGAACUCCAGCUGUAGCGACGGACAGACUGAGGGCAGCAGCUCCCCUGCCAAAAAGAACGAGAGGAACCUGGACAUGAAGAAGAUUGAGAAGGAGAUGCAGGAAAUCAUGUCCCCGACUCCCCUUGAGUUUCACAAGAUGACACUCCACAAAGACCCGGAGAGGGAAGAUUUCGGAUUCAGUUUGUCGGAUGGCCUGCUAGAAAAAGGUGUCUAUGUAAAUAUGGUCCGUCCGGAUGGGCCAGCAGAUCAGUGUGGCCUCAAGCCAUAUGACAGAGUGCUUCAGGUAAAUCGCAUCCGAACAAGAGACUUUGACUGCUGUCUGGCCGUCCCCUUGAUUUCGGAGGCUGGAGAUAAGCUGGACCUGGUGAUUAGCCGAAACCCCUUGGCACUGGCUGCCAACGCUCCCUCGGAGGGGAACAGAGAGCAGGUGUCCCUCGGAGCCGAGGUCAAGGCGAGUGUCCAGACGCUCUGAGCGAUGGGAGCAGAGCAGACGAUGCCCAGGGCCUCUGCUGAGCCGUUGUGGUAUUUGGGGUGUUUCUCCUGUUUUUUGCACUGGUAUUUGUAAAUGCUGUGUGUACCAUAACCUGCAAGUGGGGAGGUGGGUCUUCAGUGAGCCUGUGGACCGCCAAAUAUUGCUGGGAAGGUCAGAGCUGGAUGUGCAUCUGGGGGCUGUGGCAGCGAUGGCGAUGGGACGAGCUGCCGACGGGAGGAAGGAGCAUCCACAGCCAUCUCCCAUGGCAGAUCAUCCCCCUGUGCCCCGGCCAUUGAGUGUGCAGGGUCCUGCCUCUGACAUCCUCCUCGCCCUGAAGGCCUUGGCCAUCCUAUAAACACACAUGGUGCUAUUAUGUUCCUUGUUUGCUCACUUAAUUGCAUACAGCAGGACUGAAAUGCCUUUCCUUUUAUGUUGUGCCCAUCUCCAUCCUUCCGACACUCCUGACAAACCAAGUCCUGCAGCCCCUUGCACUCCCGGUGCAGGGGAGUGGAGAAUGCUGGCUAAAAGACAUUUCAAAAUGUGCUGGAGAGUGGCUAGAUUCAAUUCUUGUUCAAAAGUUGGUAUUUGCAGCUGCCUCCUGACAGCCCUGUCCACACUCCCCCAGGCCUGGCUCGCCCCACAGUGGGAUGAGGCACCUUGUCUUGGCAUGGAUUCCCAUGAACAAUGUGGUUACCUGUGCUGCAGUACUUAAUACAGAGUAGAGGCUGUACCCAAGGGUAAAAGCCUUGAGUACCUGCUCAAAUCCCCAGCCACCUUGUUUGUCUGAGCUUUAUGGAGAUCUCUUGCUUACAAACCUGGCCUAUGCCUGCAAGUAAAUAGCAGAAUAGUGAAAUUCCCAGAGCUGCCCCUGAUGUUUUGAAUUAAUGAAACCAUGUUGUCUCCCAUCAGGCAGUGGCAUGACAAGCCCUUUGUUAGGUGGAGGUUGUGUCCCUGUGUCCCAUGGGAGCUGGGCAGUGUGUGUUUGCCUGUUGCUGGCCUCAUGUAGCUUUGCAAGUGUGAUGCUCCCCUCCCUCCCCAGAGCCCCCGGCCCCGCCUGGAAGAGGGGCUGUGAUGUUUGCAUUGGUGCCCUCAUCUGCCUGCCAUGUUCCACCUAUUAGCACUUUAUGAUGAUGUUUGUGUCCUGGUGGUGGCGUGAUCCUGGCAUCGCUUUCCCCGGGAAGGCUGGGGCACAGUGGAGUGGAGGAGCCUGUCAGUCGGACACCGCAGCCCCGAGCCCACUGCGCCCGUUCCCUGCUCACCCUUUUGGCUCCUCCAUCACCACCUCAAGGGGUGCCCAGAGGUUGUUGGAUGGGUGUACAGCACAUGUGUGUCGCUUUGCUGAGCCAGGACUUCUCCCCCCACUGUCUGUCCCUGACAUCCCUCUGUGAUAGCACAACGUAUCAGGGUGUUUCUUCCAGACACGUGCCCGGCCCCAUCCAGCUAUUUGUCGUCGUAGCCAUUUUCUCUUUGAGUAUGCAAUAUCCCAUACCAUUGCUGCCACACCUAGAUAAUGUGCCAUAAUUGAUACUGUGGAGCAUUGACAGUGCAGCCGAAAGUGUUUUUAUAUGCAAUAUUCUGAGCAGUGGAAGCUCACUGGGGCUUCUCAUAGGUUUUUAAUGAAGACUUUUAUUAAAGGCUUUAAAAAAAAAAAAAGGAGGAAGAAAAACUUGGUCCUUGUAUCCCUUCCUAUGCAUUUUGAAUGAUAUGAAGAUGAAAUGCAUUACUUAAAUGUGUAUUUUUAUCCAUAUAUUAGAGUGUAUUCCUUGUAAAGUAUUUUUAUAUGCUAAUUUUCUUAUGUAUCUAUGAAAGCACAAUAUUUAAAAGUACAGCAUUUCAAAGAAUAUUUUAGUCCUGUUUUGGACCUAUUUGUAAAUCUCUGUAUUUAAAUGGGAUUGCAAUGACUUUGACUUUUUUUUUUUUUUUAAUUAAAUAAAAGCAAAUGAAAUGCA
Messenger RNA from Pseudopipra pipra, 5907 nucleotides. It is a transcript of the gene GRIP2, whose product is annotated as glutamate receptor interacting protein 2. Bases 713 to 3958 code for a protein of 1081 amino acids. Lineage: Eukaryota; Metazoa; Chordata; Aves; Passeriformes; Pipridae. Gene Ontology annotation, biological process: neurotransmitter receptor transport, endosome to postsynaptic membrane. The transcript has 24 exons. Gene Ontology annotation, molecular function: protein binding. The record is from RefSeq and is a predicted model, not a curated record.